This is a messenger RNA of Selaginella moellendorffii, 1673 nucleotides long. Its product is annotated as pentatricopeptide repeat-containing protein At3g24000, mitochondrial-like. The record is from RefSeq and is a predicted model, not a curated record. Gene Ontology annotation, biological process: RNA modification. The transcript has 4 exons. NCBI's taxonomy places the organism in Eukaryota, Viridiplantae, Streptophyta, Lycopodiopsida, Selaginellales, Selaginellaceae. Gene Ontology annotation, molecular function: protein binding; RNA binding. Bases 229 to 1218 code for a protein of 329 amino acids.
GGUUCAUAACAUUGUGACUGUGAACGCUUUGAUGCUUGGCUAUGCAGAGAAUGGAGAAGGAGGCAGAGCUUUCGAGAUCUUUAUGGACAUUAAGGAACGGUGCACUGGACAGGACUAUCUAACUUUCCUGGCGGCAAUCAAGGCCUGUGCAAGCCUUGCGACGAGAGAAGUUGGAACUCACGUCGAUGGGAAGCUCUUGAAAGUGGAUUCGCUGGAAAAGGGAACUCCAUGCUGGAUAUGUACACGAAGUGCGGGAGCCUGGUGGAUGCUCGCAGGCUGUUCGAGAGGACUUUUAUCCGCGAUGAUGUUGUGUUGUGGAACACCUUGAUUCUUGGGUACGUUGAGAGUGGAGAAGCGCAAAUCGCUUUGACAUUGUUUGAUCGGAUGACUUCAGAAGGCUGCUCGCCAGAUGCUAGAACGUUCAUGGUUGCUUUCAAGGCGUGCACUUGUCGCUCGGAGAAAGAAGAAGGCAAGCGAGUUUGCGGCAAGACCGUCAAGCUUGAGACCAUGAGAAAGGCUAUGGAAAUUCACUCUCAAGCGGCGAAGUGUGGCUAUGACUCGGACCUUUUCGUGGCAACUACGAUGAUCGACAUGUACGCCAAAUCUGGGAGCUUGAAAGAUGCUGAGAAGGUUUUCCAGGAGAUGAAGAACCGUGACGUCGUCGCCUGGACUACGAUGGUUCUUGCCUAUGCCGAACAAGAUGCAAGUAAGCACUUGGCUUUAGAGUUGCUCGACCGCAUGCAACGCGAAGGCUGUGCCCCGAUCUCUCUUACUUACGUUGCUGCUUUGAAGGCCUGCGCGAGCCUGGCGAUGGAAGAGGAGGGCGAGAAAAUUAAUGGAAAGGUCGUGAAGGUGCUCUCGUUGGAGCGAGGAGCUGCCAUUCACUCAAAAGCCGAGGAACAAGGAUUUGAUUUGGACCUCCUUGUGAUGAACGCGGCGGUGGACAUGUACUCCAAGUGUGGUAGCAUGGUCGACGCUGGAAAAACUUUUGACCGCAUGGUUCUUCGCAGCGUGACUUCCUGGAACACUUUGAUGAUGGGCGUGACGGCCCGGCUCCAAAUCCUGGAACUUUUGUGGCUGCUCUCAAGGCCUCUGCGAAUCUGUCAGCGCUGCAAAGUGGACGGCAACUUCACAGAGAAAUCUGCCGCUACGGUCACGAGUUCCAUGAGAUCGUCGCAAAUUCUGUGGUGGAUGUUUACGGCAAGUGUGGAAGCAUGACUCGAGCUCACCAGCAGGUUACAGCCGCGAGGGGAACACCGAGCUCGUGUUCUCCCAGUUCCACAAAUUGGAAGACGAAGGCCGCCUCAAACCAAACGUGGUGACCUUCGUUUCCCUCCUCGCGGCUUGCAGCCACGCCGGGCUGGUCGAUCGAGGCAAGAGGCUUUUCCAGUCGAUGGUGUCCAGGUAUGAGAUCGAUCCAGUGCUGGAACACUACCACUGUUUGGUGGAUUCUCUAGGCCGUGGGAAUCAGCUGGAAGAAGCGAUGAAGAUCGUGGAGACGAUGCCUUUCUCGCCGAAUGAUGUCACCUGGAGGACAGUGCUGGGCGCGUCGAGGAAGUGGAGCAACGAUCGAGUGGCAAAACAAGCAUUUGAUUCGCUGGCAGGCUUGAUAGGUUCAUUGGGACAAUGAAGAACAAAACGUAAUCUCCUAUGAAUCACUGUUCUUGGCGCCA